This is a messenger RNA of Exserohilum turcica Et28A, 2197 nucleotides long. RefSeq lists its product as uncharacterized. The coding region runs from base 1 to 1932 and encodes 643 amino acids. Gene Ontology annotation, molecular function: histone deacetylase activity. The transcript has 2 exons. The record is from RefSeq and is a predicted model, not a curated record. NCBI's taxonomy places the organism in Eukaryota, Fungi, Ascomycota, Dothideomycetes, Pleosporales, Pleosporaceae.
AUGGUGGACGGAAACGACAUGGCAGCCCCAACGGGCGCCGUCCACAGCAAUAACGGCACCGCAUCGCAGCCGAAGAAGGUCGCAUACUUUUACGACUCGGAUGUGGGCAACUACGCCUAUGUUGCGGGGCAUCCCAUGAAGCCCCAUCGCAUACGCAUGGCGCAUAGUCUGAUCAUGAACUAUGGGCUCUACACCAAGAUGGAGAUUUACCGCGCAAAGCCAGCCUCCAAGUAUGAGAUGACACAGUUCCACACAGACGAGUACAUUGAGUUUCUGCACAAGGUCACGCCCGACAACAUGGAACAAUUCACUCGCGAGCAAAGUAAAUACAAUGUGGGAGACGAUUGCCCGGUGUUUGACGGGCUCUUUGAGUUUUGCGGUAUCAGCGCGGGCGGCACCAUGGAAGGCGCCGCUCGCUUGAACCGAGGCAAAUGCGACGUCGCUGUCAACUGGGCCGGUGGUCUGCAUCACGCGAAGAAGAGCGAGGCCAGUGGAUUCUGCUACGUCAAUGACAUUGUCUUGGGUAUUAUUGAGCUGCUCAGAUACAAGCAGCGUGUCCUCUACAUCGACAUUGACGUCCACCACGGCGACGGUGUCGAAGAAGCUUUCUACACUACCGAUCGCGUCAUGACGGUCUCGUUCCACAAGUACGGAGAGUACUUUCCAGGUACCGGUGAACUCCGCGACAUCGGUGUCGGCGCCGGCAAGAACUACUCGGUCAAUUUCCCCCUGCGAGACGGCAUCACCGACGAGACAUACCGGAACAUCUUUGAGCCCGUCAUUGAGGCAGUCAUGACCUACUAUGGGCCUGAAGCUAUCGUCCUACAGUGUGGUGGCGACAGUCUCUCUGGAGAUCGACUCGGCUGCUUCAACCUGAGCAUGGAUGGACACGCAAACUGCGUCAGGUACGUCAAGAGCUUCGGCGUGCCGGUUAUUGUCUUGGGAGGCGGUGGCUACACCAUGAGGAAUGUUGCGCGAACCUGGGCAUACGAGACGGGAGAGCUGGUUUCCGAGAAGAUGUCCAAGCAGCUUCCUUUCAACGACUACUACGAAUAUUUUGCGCCCGACUACGAGCUGGACGUACGACCAUCCAAUAUGGAAAAUGCCAACUCUCACGAUUACCUGCACAAGAUCAAGUCGGCAGUCAUUGAGAACAUCCGGAGAACGGGAAGGCCAUCCGUUGAGGCUUUCACAACCAUUCCGGACGUGCCCUCGGCCCUGGGCCGCGCAAUGGACUCUGACGCUGAAGACGAGGACGACGAUAUGGAUGCGGAUGAAAACCCAGACGUGCGCAUGACGCAACGCCAGCGCGACAAGCAGGUCGAACACGAGGGCGAGCUUUAUGACGCAAGCGACGAUGAAGAUUACAAGAACAGCCUCGGAGUGCGCGCCCAGCCUGGUGUGAAGAAGAGGCGGAACAUUACCGAUUUCCCUAAUCCAAACGCAGCACCGGCUGAUGAGCUGGAUGGCGUAGAAGAGACCAAUGGUGCAAGCACUGUUUCAACCCGACAAGCCUCUGUGGGCGCAAAGUCGCGCACACAAACUCCUGCUGCUGCCGAACAGGAGGUUGACAAGGACGGUGAUGUCGACAUGGAUGCGCCGGCUCCUGAGGCCGCUCCAGAGCCUGCUCCCGAGGCUGCCCCAGAGGCCGCCCCUAAAGCUGCUCCUGAAUCCGCUCCUGCACCAGCCACUGCUCCUGCUCCCGUCGUUGAGCGGGACCCAUCUCCUGCGGGCGUUGUGACUCCACCCGAGUCGCCGCCCACUGCGGCGCCGGCGGCCAUGGCACCCACAUCAGCUCCCGUAGCUGAUGUUGAAAUGGCAGACACUGACGAAAAGGCGGAGGAGACUACUGCUGCAAAAGAAGAGGGCGAGGCAGAACGCGACAGUGAAAACGUCAAGGGUGAAGUCCGAACAGAAGUCGCCAAAGAGUAGGAAUUCCGAGGCGGACGACUGCGACGCAUAACGUGCAGUGGAUAGUUGCAUUCGAGAGGCGUUCAUUUCUUGGUCGCGAUACUUUGGUCAGGAUCUUGUAAAAGGCAGCGAAGCGGGACUGGUGUUUUCGGUGUGCAUGGAUCUUAUUGGAUAUUGGGGAAUACCUUUUGUAUGUCUGUUACGUUUUUUUUUCUUUGUCGUUUUCCAUCAUUCCUCUUUGCUUUGUGCUUGUAAGAGUUGUUUGACAUUGGAUAUACACAGUCUC